CUCGAAGUUACGUCACGACACCGGAAGUAAACAAAGCGGACCGCAGCGGAAGCGGGAGCUGCGUCCUGCGACAGCUGCUGCAGGUGUGAUGUGGCUCUGACAUGUUCCAUCUCCAUGUCCCUUCCUGACGUCGACAAGCCAGAAGACGGUAACAGCGUGGAGGGUGCCAUGGCUGAGGUGUUGGGACAGAGGAGCUUGCUGGGCUUUGGUGUGGUGUUGGCAUGGCUGGUUCUGUUCCACCUGCUGGUCAACAUCUGGCUGCUUUGUUUGUUCACCAGCCUGCUGGUGGUGCUCGGUGGCUGGCUUGGCUCGCAGGCACUCCUGGAUUCCAACAGUGUGGUUCAUCUGGAGAGGUUUAUCACACUGGAGCAGGUUCCACCGUCUGUGGAGGCUGAUCAACACUUGGACCAGGAGAUCCACAACACAGUGAGGAAAAUCAUCAGGGACUUUGUCACCUCCUGGUACUCCACGGUGUCCUCUGAGAGUGGUUUUGAGACAGAGGUCAACGAGGCCAUGAUCUCUAUGGCGAUGGAACUGAAAACUCGUGCAAGACAUGUCGACAGAAAGGAGCUGACCCAGAGGAUCCUCGAUCUGUUUGGCUGCCACCUGCAGGACUACAUCAGAGCUAAGGAGCUGGUGACCGAGCAGCAGAUGGCCGUGAAUCGUGAGAGCGAGCUGUUGUGGAAAGCUUAUUCCGGUCUUACCACACCUCAUCUUGCCAUGACCAGUGACAGAGUGGAGCUCAACUACACCAGAGCAUUUGUAGAUUUGUUAUUGCAUGUUUUGGUGCCAUCGCCGCACUUGGAGUCCCAAACUGGACGGUUUGUUGUUGGAGAGCUAAUCACCUGCAAUGUUCUUCUCCCUCUUAUUGAAAAACUGUCUGACCCUGACUGGUUAAACUUCCUCAUAAUUGAAAUAUUUGGGAGAUCCAGCAAACCCCAGGAACGCAUUGCAGCAGAGCCACUGACUCCGUCCCCACCACUACCGUCACCACCAGCAGAUGAAUCUGAUCUCCCUGCUCUACAGGAAACAGCACAGGCUCCUCAAAGGAAUACGGAAAUUCCUCCAGCAGGAGCACAGACGGAAAUUGUCCCCGAGGCAGAGGUGGCUGAGCUGGCUGCCUUUGACGUCUUUGACUCAGACGAGGUGGACUGUCCACAGAAUAACACAGAAGAAGAAGAAACUACUCGACCCUUUCUAGAGAUUUACAUGAGAGGGAGCAAGUCAAACCCAUUUUACCAGGAAACUGAUUCAGACCUGGAUUCUCCUUCGGCUGAAUAUAAACAGAGUUCCACUGAUUCACUGGUCAUGAUCGGCCAAGAGGAGAGUCUGGAUGACAGAAGCAAAGAAAAUACCACGUCUGCUGAAAACAACAUUGGUGUGGACUUGGAGGACAUUUGUCCCUGUCCAUUAGACGGCUCCUGCCCAAGUGUGCUGGUGAAUUCAGAAAAUCCUAAUGGUUAUGGCCCCUCAUCACUUAGGGCAUCAGAGGGGACUCCUAGUGUCAACAGCCCCCAGGGCAUGGCCAGCUCCCCUCCAGUAAACCCAACCAGAGAGCUUCUCCUGGCCGUAGAACAGACUGGGAUGGGUAACUCUAAUGAACUGACUGCAGUCAGUCCAUUGCAGGUCACUUCCCCCAUGGCAUCGUUCAGUUUCGAGCCCCUCAGCAGCCCAGAUGGACCAGUCAUCAUUCAGAACCUCCGCAUCACUGGUACCAUCACAGCUAAGGAGCACAGAGGCACUGGCUCACACCCCUACACAUUAUACACUAUCAAAUAUGAGACAGCCAUGGGUUUUGAGAACUCAGGAAGCAUCCUGUCCGGCUCCGAGGAUGCCGAAGUCUUUCAGACAACUUGUGAGAAUCCCUCUCGCAUUCAGCCGGUAGCCUAUCACAUGGUCAACAGACGAUACAGCGAGUUUCUCAACCUGCAAACACGACUGGAGGAGAAAACAGACCUAAGGAAACUCAUCAAAGGUGUGAAAGGUCCAAAGAAAAUAUUCCCAGACAUGCCGUUUGGGAACAUGGACAGUGACAAGAUUGAGGCCCGGAAAGGACUGCUCGAAACCUUUCUGAAGCAACUCUGUGCCAUCCCUGAAAUAGCCAACAGUGAGGAGAUGCAGGAGUUUCUGGCUCUCAAUACAGAUGCCAGGAUCGCCUUUGUGAAGAAACCUUUCAUUGUGUCACGCAUAGACAAGAUUGUGGUGAAUGCCAUUGUGGACACCCUGAAGACAGCCUUUCCUCGUUCAGAACCUCAAAGCCCCACAGACGACAACGAAGGAGAGGUGGAUGGUUGGAAAAUAAGUUUGGACAAGAAGAGCAAGUCUCGUCUGAAGUUCAGUAGUAAAAACAGUCCCUCUGUGAACGGCUCUGACAUCAGACCACCAGUUUUGUUCAGUUGGGAGCAAACUAGCACAGUUUUCAACAGGAUGUCCUUGGAAGAUUUGCAAGCCUUUAUCACUGAACAAGAAAAACUGUCCAUCAGAGUUGAGUCGGAGACCAAGGGGAGUCCAGUGGUCAGAGAAUUCAGAGGCUAUCUGGAUGACAGCUUGAGAGGAAGGCAGAGUCAGGAGCGUGCCUCUGAGACGGCGCUGGCCGAGGUGGCUCUGAACAUCCUGUGUCUGCUGAUGAAGGAGCAGUGGAGCUGGCUGUGCACUGAGAACAUUCAGAGGACCAUCCGGAUGCUGUUUGGGACCUUUAUUAACAGGUGGCUGGAUGUGAGCGUAGCCAACCUGACAUCCACGAGUUUCUGGGUUGCGUACCUGCAGGUCAUACAGGAGGCUGUAUGGCCCGGCGGAGCUCUGCCUACGUCCCCUCAGCUUGAACGCAGCCAGCAGCAGAGGGACAGCACCAGACAACAAGCCCUACACUGUCUGAUGAGACUCCUACCAGAUCUGGUCUCCGACAUGUUGGGACAAGACAAGUACAAACUCAGCUGGCAGACUGCACUGGACUCUCUUCAGGACCCCUACAUUAACAGACACCUGGUCUACUGUAUAUUUGACCUUCUGCUGGAGUUCCUGGUUCCUGAAAUACCUGAGGAGGAUUUCCAGAGGAGGCUGCUGCAGACCCUCUCUAAAAACCCGGAGAAGUCGCUGGCCUGAGGAGACGACCGACUCGAACACCUUCAAAUCCAGCUUUAGUUUUUCAUCGUCCUGACUCGACAUUCCGCUCAGACGAGAAGCUGAAAAGCAGCUCGACAUCGAGGCUGCUCCUGUUCUGCUAACGUUCUGUGAUCACAGUCUGAGUGAAUAUUUCUGGUGAGACUUAAUAUUGUCUGUCCCCACUUUAAUCUCCCGAGGUCCGUCUGCUCUGUCUCUAAUUAUGUGUUGAUGCAUUGACAUGAGGCUCUUGAGGCGCUCUGUAUCUGAACACACACGUUUGAAGAAGCAUUAAUUACAUGAGAGCGCCUGGUUUGUGUUUGAUCCAACGUGUUUGUGCUCGAUCGUGCGGUGAGAUCCAAACAUGUGGCAAAGCACUGUCCGUUGUCUCCGUCCAGACUAAACUCACUACAGAUGGUUUUCACACUCGGUCCCCUCCCACAGUCUCUGGAAACAAGGUCACAACUCUUUCUCUAAUCUCGUGAAGCAGGAUUUAUCACCCCAACAAUUAGCUGUUGAUCUCAGCUUCAUGUGUAAACCGUGAUUCUGACAUGAGCUAUACUUCCUGUCGAGGGGACAGAGGUCUCUUGCGAAUCACUGCAACUGUCCGAAUGUAGGAAGAGAACAUGCGAGUUGUGAGUUUCCAGUUCUUUUAAUAAGUUCCACAGUGCAGUUAAUAUCUAAAUGGACGUCUGCUGUUGACAGAGGUUCAGUCAGUCACUUUUUUGUUGGCUACUGUAAAACAGUGAACUGGCAGGCUGGUUAACCACAGGCCGUAAAACGUUGGUAAGUGACAUAGAAGCAGAUUCUUUUGUGCGAUGAAGAAAAACCAACAGAAAUUGUCUUGGUAAGACGUUGGGUCAACAUGUGACACCAGAGCAGCUUCAGUGACUCUCUCGUUUCCAUCCGUCCCAAAGAAAUGUUCUCGUUUGGUGUUUUGAUGAUGUUGAUGGUGGUGGUGGAAGGAGGGAGCUGUCAAACAAGCUGGUCCAGGAUCAGCCAUUGGUGUUCGACUGGUUUGAAAUCUGGUGACUGUGAAGGCUCAGUUAUGAUUCACAACAUUUCUAUACUCUUAAACAUUUAACCUCUCACCCUUCAGUCGACUUAGAAACCAUCUGAAGAGGGUUUUAGUGGCGUCGCCACACAAUCUGUCGGACACUGUAAACAAAUCUAUGAAGGUUUUCAUGUUUAUGAAAACUGCCUUAUUCUCUUAUUGCCUUAUUUGUGGUAGUAACACAACAAUCAUCUCUUCAGUCCCACUUGGAUAAAGAAUGACCAGAAAACUUGUAACCUUAAUGUUGUCUCUCACACACACACACACACACACACACACACACACACACACACACACACACACACACACACACACACUCACUCUUUUGUUCUGAAAUGUUAAAACAGUUUAUUCAUGUGAAAUGUUUCAUUCUGUCUUUUGUGGUGAAAAUCAAAGUCAGAUUUUAAUGUUACUCAUCAUUCCAGUGUUUUUGCACUUAUACCUGCAUCCUCGUCUCCAGUUCCUCUGUUUCUUUCCACUGUGUUGCCUUGUCGGUGUAUUUAUUAACCUAUUUAUGUGUUGGAAAUAUGAAGUAAUGUCUUAACCUUCCAACCUUAAAAGAAGGAGUGAGGAGCUGAUGCAGAGGAACCACCUGCAGUAUUAGGAAGUGCUCUUCAACCCCUGGGUUUUGCCUCACAGGCAGAUUGAUGGAAGCGUGGUGUGGUGCAGCUGCAGAGAAACCAUCGACCCUGAUGAGCAGCCACUUGUUGCUUCCUGUGGUGAACCUGUUUACUGUUCUUUUAAUUGUGAAGCGUUACAGUUGUUGUAUGUUGGAUUGUACAUUUACUUUCUCUCUCUGUGUGAUGAAGGAAUCAGUGCAUCCCUGCUUUAACAACAUCUUUUCACAGUAUACGAUCAUUUGUUUCGUGCUAUAAUGACAUAUUGAUCUUGUCUUGAUUUUCCAGUGGUCAUAUUAAUCUGCACAAAACAAUCUGAAAGCAGUUGACGACAAUAAGAGAAAAAAAAAAACAUCCUGCUACUACUGUGUGUUGCAUAGACUGAAUAUUUUAAUCAUUAUAACAAUGUGCAACAACUUCUCUUAUAAUAAGAAAAGUCUGUAUAAUAUUAGAACAGGGAACGUUCUGGCGUUGUGUUGUUGAUUUUUGUGUAUUUUUUGUGUAAACCCAACUGUUUUGUUAUAAACACGAGUGAUCAUUUAAUAUGUCGCAAUAUCCAGAAGGGUCGAGCUGCAACAGCAAGAAGAAUUAAUGUUAAAAGGAUCAUGUUAAAGCAUCGUCAUCAUAAAAACAGAUCAGUAUUUGUCAUGUGGCUGUACUUUCCUGCUUCGAUCAGUAGUUUAACGUUUGAAUCCUAAUAGUAAAAUGCACAGUGCUUUUUUUUUUUUUUACUUAGAACUUUAAGUAUUUAUAUUGAAUGUUACGUAGAACAGCAGAGUUUUUAAGGAGAACUCUGCACAAGUUUAUGUUGAGGUUUAAAUUUCCUCUCUCCUCUGCACUGCUUUUCACGUUUGUGUCUUGUUGUCCAUCAGACUCUAAAACGUGUGGUCGUGUUAGCAUUAGCGCUGUGAAUCCCUCUCUCGCCUUUUUCCUCUCACGGAUUGUGUCACAGUCUUUUAAAAUGCUGGAUGGUGGUUCCUGAACACAUUUGCCAACACAAUAAAGUUACCAAACAUGAUUUAU
Messenger RNA from Paralichthys olivaceus (Japanese flounder), 5793 nucleotides. Its product is annotated as sorting nexin-19. Gene Ontology annotation, molecular function: phosphatidylinositol binding. Lineage: Eukaryota; Metazoa; Chordata; Actinopteri; Pleuronectiformes; Paralichthyidae. Gene Ontology annotation, cellular component: intracellular membrane-bounded organelle. The record is from RefSeq and is a predicted model, not a curated record.